AUGUCUGAAUAGUAAGUAGGUUAAGUAUGAAUUUAUAUAUAAAUUCAAUAGGAAUAAUUGGAUGUAACAGCGAUGAUGGAAGAUUUGUAUGAAAAACUAGUUUUAUUGAAUUAUGAACAAAGUUAUGUAAAACAGAAGUAAGUUUACAAAUUCGAAUAACUAGAGGCGGGAAGCCAUUGAAUAGAGCGUACUUUGUCAAUUAAACUAAUUCAAGUGAGCAAUUCAGUCAAUUUAAAACGUAUAGUAUCUUAAUUUGAUUUAGAUUGGCAAAAUGGUUGUUUACUUAGAAUGAUGUUCAAACAACCGAUUUUAAUAAAUUAGAUGACCCUGUUACAUUAUCAUAGAAUAUAUGUAUAUUAUCUUUAAAUAGCAAUAGUGAAUGAAGUUAAAAAUAUUGGAAUCGACGUCGACUUUCCCCCACUUAAAUUAAAAUAAGGUUUUGGGGAAUAUGUGGUUUAUGUUUUAUAGCAAUUAGCAAGCAAAGCAUUAUAAAAAAAGAAGUUCCAAUUUAAAAAAGUCAAAAUUGAAUAGCAAUCUUAGACGUAAGUGUUUAAUCAUUCUCUAAAAGGAGAUAAGAUGAAGAGCCUGUUUAAGAAACUGGGAGUGUGUCAUCAGACUCUGAUCCAGAAGUAGCAUCAGAUGAAGAGCCAGAAGAUGUGUUUAAUGAAUAGGGAUUUCAAAAGGAGUAAAUAAAAUAUUAAUACGAAGUGAAGAGAGGAUGGUGAUAGAAUCUACCGUCAAUCCAUAGGAAUGGGCAAAGGAAGUUGAGAGAGCUGCAUAAAAGAUUAAGAUAGUAAUCAAACCUAAUGCUGGGGAAUGGAGACAACAUUUUGACGCCACUAAAUAAUAUUCAUCAUAAAUCAGAACAAUUUUGCCAGAAGCUAGGAUUAAAUUGGAAAGAUUGACUGAUGAAUUAUCAGAGAUUUUAGAUAGGAUUAAUAAGAGAGAAUAUAAUAUUAAUGAAAAUAUGCAAGAUAUGGUAUAAUCGAAAUUAAAGAUCUUAGGGAAGUGAAUACAAAAUGAAAAAUGAAGAUGUCAAGAAGAUUGAAUUGUAAUGCAAGAAUUAUACAAAUGCAAUCAAAGAAAUGGGAGAUCAAUAUAAAUAAAUUUCAGAAAAGUAUGAAGCUGUACAAAUCAAAUUAAAUGAACAUGGUAGUAUAUCUACUGAUUAAUCUCCUGUGAUCAGAAUCAAAGCUGCUUUAACCAAAAUUAGAGUACUAUUCUAUUUCAUUCAUUUUAGUUAGAAAUUAAAUAGAUGGAUCUCAGAAUUGGAGUAUUGUCACAUACCAUUUUAUAAAGAACAUAUCAUGACUCAAAAGCUAUGUAAGAAAGAGAUUUUCAUGAAAAUGGACUCAUAUUAAAUGAUUCAGAUGAGUUAACAGAUUGA
Messenger RNA from Paramecium octaurelia, 1387 nucleotides. The record is from the annotation of a GenBank genome assembly. NCBI's taxonomy places the organism in Eukaryota, Ciliophora, Oligohymenophorea, Peniculida, Parameciidae.